This is a messenger RNA of Hyaloscypha bicolor E, 710 nucleotides long. RefSeq lists its product as uncharacterized. The coding region runs from base 308 to 556 and encodes 82 amino acids. Lineage: Eukaryota; Fungi; Ascomycota; Leotiomycetes; Helotiales; Hyaloscyphaceae. The record is from RefSeq and is a predicted model, not a curated record. The transcript has a single exon.
UGCGGCGGGAGAACGGGAAGCGUCGAUCAGAGAGGAUGAGGCGAAUUGGGGUUUCUUAUAAGAAUGGGCUUGUUACGCCGACCUAGAUCUUAUCAACUAUCAACAGCCGGCUCAACAUCUGUUUCACGAAAAUCCAAUCUCUACCCCUGCUCCGAGGACACGAACAAAAGAGACAGUACACCGAAUACACUUCGAAGUCCUGGGCCAACCAGGUUGAACCGCCACCCGCGAAUCGCCAGACACACCCAAUACCCCCUCUCCAGUAAAGCUGGCCCGGACACGCUUCACCAAUCACAGCAGACACGACAUGUGUUACUGGUACAAACACGAUUACUCCUGCAAACACGUGACGUACGCACUAGGGCGCUACUGCUCGGCAGCAAACCUCAUCCAGACACCCUGCAAGAAGCGGAAUAUCUGGCAGACGAUCAGGAUGGGCGAGGAGUGUGAGGAGUGUGCUAUGCCUGAAGGUCGGGGGCACGCGGCAGGGUAUGAUGGCGUGCCGGAGCAGCAGCAUAAGGGAGGUGUUAAGGCGAAGAAGGGGAGGAAGAGGUGAUCUUGGAUUGUAGGGGUGGAAAAAAUGAGUUGGAAAGGGUGGCCUGCUAGGUGGCGUUCGAGAUGGGAGGAAUUGGGUGGUGUGGAUGAUUGUGCUUCAUAUGUAGCAUAUAUUUGGGUGCCAAGUCUGGUUUCCCAUGUUAUUUCAGGUCCUC